Molecule: messenger RNA, 1058 nt
Organism: Cadophora gregata
Lineage: Eukaryota; Fungi; Ascomycota; Leotiomycetes; Helotiales; Ploettnerulaceae
Exons: 3
Coding region: 96-752 (218 amino acids)
Molecular function (GO): acyltransferase activity, transferring groups other than amino-acyl groups
Source: RefSeq, a predicted model, not a curated record
UGAGUUUUCCAAACCUCACAAGUCUUGGGCGAAGUUGUUCUUUCAGUGUCCCAAUAUCGGCGUGCUCCGGCGACAAAAUCUCUGACUGUCGUACCAUGUCACUCAUCCUUCAAGAUGUCAACUUUGCUGAUGGCGAAGCAAUCGCUAAUAUCUACAUCAGCGCUUUCUUCGAUGAUCCUUUCCAGCGAACCCUGUUCCCAGAUAUGCCAUUUGAUCAGCAAGUCGCCGGUGUGGUUUCACGAUGGCCAAACAACUACGGCGACAUUUCUGCGUUCUAUAAGAAAGUUAUAGGCACGACUUCCGGGGAGACUGUAGGAUAUUCGAAAUGGGGCUUUGCAUUCACCGACGCAGGACAAGUUCUCAAACGGUACUCUGAUAUCCCAAAGAAUGUGGAAGUCAAACCGCCUUCGACUCCUGAAGGUUUAGAUGAUGCUUUUGCAACCGAGUUUACUCGAAAUGCUGUUGAAGUCCGAGAUCGGAUUCUUGGACAAAGGCCACAACUCCAGCUCAAGAUGUUAGCAACUCUUCCUUCGUACCAGCGAAAAGGGGUUGCAGCUCUACAGCUGGCAUGGGCGACUGAACUUGCUGACAAGAAUGACUUGACGUGCUGGGUUGAAGGAUCAGCUGUAGCCGUUCCUCUCUACAGAAAGUUCGGAUUCGAAGUCAAGGAGACGAUUGUGUCUCAAUGCCGUGGGCUAGAUGGAGAAAUUGCUUACGUCUCAACUUGCAUGAUGCGUGAGCCAAGGCGAUAGGACAUUUGUGAAGAUAGAGAGUAUGCCAUAUCAACGAGACUUAUCUGACAGCAUGAGAGUAUUUAACUGUCUCUCCGAUUUCUGAAUCACCAUUGACUUUCACUUGAGUAGAACUCUGACAACACCAAGCUGUAUCAAUUUAUGACGAAUACAUUUCAUGAACCUCCUGUGCGCAAUCGCAUAAACGUUGUUCUCUCCAAGGUUGCUGCACCACAAGAUUCUAUACUUAAACGCUAUACUCAAAAGCAUCAUCUGGCUUUUUUGGCACAGAGAUAUUGCCUCGCGCUGAUGCAGCAUAAUCUGCGA